UCGGUGGCGAUGUCAAUGGCGAUCAUUCCGAAAAAUACGGGGCGACUAAAGUAGAACAAGGAAGGAGUAAAGUGCUCAUAAGCAAUGCAUUUAUUUUAAAAUACAUUUUGGAACGUCGCUUCACCGAAAAAAAUAUAUUUUAGUACUGCGUGUAGAAAAAGUUGUUCUAUUUCAGACUGUGCGGCAAGUAUAAGCCAAAACAAGACUUAGCCGCCUGAGUAGCCGAUAAAUUGAAAACAAAAUGGCUGACAUGGCGACACUGGAGGACGACGCUAAGUUGCAGCAGGUGAAGCGAUUAGUUGCUGCGCACUUUGCAUUGCGAGCAAGGCGUAAUAAUAAGAGGAAGCGAUUAGACGUUCUAAUAGACGCACAAUCAAGACGGAGUGAUGAAAUUGAGCAGCGUAUUCAAGCGAACUCGUUCACUGUUGCGGCUGUGAUGGCCAGUUGUUCCAUUGUUCACCGAGAGCGUUGGACAUUUCAAAGAAAUGAGCGCUGGUUUGAAGACACUUUGCCGAUCCUUGGUGAAAAUCACUUCAAGCAAGCUUUCCGUGUAUCGCCGCCUACGUUCAGGUAUUUGGUGGAAUCGUGCAGAUCCGUCUUGGAGCGCCAAACGACACGAUUGAGGAAGCCGAUCUCCGUGGAAAAGCGAGUGGCGGUGGGACUGUACAGAUUGUGUUCCAGUGCAGAGGACAGAACCAUCGCGCACCUUUUUGGCAUCGGCAGGUCAACAGUGAACGUGCUGUGCAGAGAAUUCUGCAAGGCUGUAAUUGAUCAGCUUGAAGGGGAAUGGCUUCACAUGAUCCGCCGCCAAGAAUUGAAACAGCACAUCAGGGAAUUUUUUGCUCUGAGUGGCUUUCGUCAGGGUACUGGCGCUCUUGACGGCUGCCACUUUUGUGUGUCGCCACCGAAGGAGAACGCCGUGGAUUACCACAACUAUAAAGGAUGGUACAGCAUCAUACUUCUGGCGAUGGUGGACCAUAUGUACCGAUUUCGGUACAUAAAUAUUGGAGCUCCAGGCAGAUGCCACGACGCCAACGUGUAUGCAAGGUCGAGAUUGUCUACAUUGGUUGAGGGCGCAUACUUCUCAUUGCCCGUAGCUCUGAUUGAAGAUGUUGAGGUGAAACCAAUUAUUCUGUGUGACCAGGCAUUCCCACUCACUACUAACCUCCUGAAGCCAUUCUCAAAUGCCUUGCCCGACACACACGAAGCUGCUUUCAACUACAACCUGUCAAGGACGAGACGCAUUGUUGAGAAUGCAUUUGGAAGGCUGAAAGCUCGCUUUAGGUUUAUCAUGAAGAGGAUGGAAUGCACCUUGCCCAAUGCAAAGCAUGCAAUUAGGGCAUCGUGUAUUUUACACAAUAUUUGUGAAGGUCUGAGAGACACUGUGGAGCAGCAGUGGGAAAAUGAAGCCACUGCAUUUGAUGCUCUGUAUGAGCAACCAUCACAUACCACCACUGCAUCCACUGCGACAGGUCAUGAAGUGAGAGCUGCCCUUGCUCAAUAUUUCUGGAAACGGGCACAACAAAACACAAUGAACUGA
Messenger RNA from Dermacentor albipictus, 1540 nucleotides. Lineage: Eukaryota; Metazoa; Arthropoda; Arachnida; Ixodida; Ixodidae. The record is from RefSeq and is a predicted model, not a curated record.